AUGGAUAUCGAGAACAAGACGACGACACGGGAUGACUUUGGUGUUGACAAUUUUCAAGAGAAUGGAUUUGCUGUUUGUCCUGCCAUUAUCACAGAGAGUGAGGCAUCCAAUGCCCUCGAUCAAAUAAGAACACAUUUUGGAAACGACCGUCCUCUCGAGGAACUCCAAGGGAAUGAUCGAUUCAAAAUCCAUCUCUUUUUGUCAGAAUUAAGUCGCAUAGUGCACCAUCCUACCUUGAUCCAAGCGGUACGGCAAGCGCUGCAGACAGAGUCCAUUGCUCUGUGGUCCUCGGAUCUCAACAUUAAAGCACCGAAUUCAAAGCAGUACUUUAGCGAACACCAAGAUGCUACCUAUACUGGAUUGCAGCCAGCUCAUCGUGGUUUGACAGUGUGGGUCGCCUUGUCCGAUCCGGUGGGCAUCCAGGAGGGGUGUUUAUCUUUUCUACGAGGAUCGCACAAAUUGGGACAAUUGCCACAUUUCGAAGAGGAUGAUGGGACAACCAACAAUAAUAAUGGCGACAAUAUGCUCAGUCGAGGACAACGCGUACUGUAUGAUCCUCAAACGCUGGAUAGCAAUUGGAUCUCUCUUCCACUACGAGCAGGCGAAGCUACACUGCAUCAUUUCUAUACCAUUCACAAGUCGGGACACAAUCUGCACCCCACAAAAGCAAGGGUGGGAUUGGCACUGCGGUAUAUCGCACACGACGUGAGACAAACUGGUCCCGUCCGAGAGUGCAUUACGUGGAUUGAUGACGAUACGGAUGAUGGAACUUCCAAUGCAGCAAAGCGACAAUUAUUGAUGAGUGAAUACUUUGAUUUGGAACCAAGGUUGCCCACAAAUCCAAGUGACGCGGAUAUUCAGCGGGGGAAAGAGGCGCAUGACGAAGCAAUGCGUCGUGAGGCGUCCAAUUACUUUCAUGACAGCUCCACUGCUAAAGCUUAUGAUGGAUGA
Messenger RNA from Seminavis robusta, 951 nucleotides. NCBI's taxonomy places the organism in Eukaryota, Bacillariophyta, Bacillariophyceae, Naviculales, Naviculaceae. The record is from the annotation of a GenBank genome assembly.